Arvicanthis niloticus (Nile rat) is the source of this 1919-nucleotide messenger RNA. RefSeq names its product pyrimidinergic receptor P2Y6 (gene P2ry6). Gene Ontology annotation, biological process: cellular response to pyrimidine ribonucleotide; G protein-coupled receptor signaling pathway. Gene Ontology annotation, cellular component: plasma membrane. NCBI's taxonomy places the organism in Eukaryota, Metazoa, Chordata, Mammalia, Rodentia, Muridae. Gene Ontology annotation, molecular function: G protein-coupled UTP receptor activity; G protein-coupled UDP receptor activity; G protein-coupled ADP receptor activity. The record is from RefSeq and is a predicted model, not a curated record.
GAGAUACAGUGUCACUUCCCCUCCUGGUAGUCCCAGUUACCUCAUCUGCCACCUCUCAGACUCCUGCACUCUGUGGUACAUGGACGGCCUGGUGGUAGGGGCUGCUUCAGGAGACCAGCUUACUCCAGCUCUCGUGGCUUGCAGGCGGUUGCUGUGUCAGGGGGAGUUUUCAGAUAAACUGUGACUGAAAGAAUAUGGCUUUCCAAGGUGGAAUUCAGGCUGAGGACGUCGGUGCUUCCCUCAGUGAGCUCUGCGUGUGUGCACACUGUCCACAGGGGUAAACUAAGAGCCACCAAAGCUCUCUGUCCUGGACCCAACCUGCCUUGAAAACAACAAGAGCAUCAAAGUGCACUUCCUCCUAAAACAUCUUCCAUCUUUCAUGAGACAGAUUCUCCAAGCAUAGGAAAAGCAGACCCGCAAUUAUGGAGCAAGACAAUGGCACUAUCCAGGCUCCAGGCUUGCCGCCCACCACCUGCGUCUACCGUGAAGAUUUCAAGCGACUGCUGCUACCCCCGGUAUAUUCAGUGGUGCUGGUGGUCGGCCUGCCUCUAAACAUCUGUGUCAUUGGCCAGAUCUGUGCAUCCCGCAGGACCCUGACCCGUUCCGCCGUGUACACCCUGAACCUGGCACUGGCGGACCUGCUGUAUGCCUGCUCACUGCCCCUACUUAUUUAUAACUAUGCCAGAGGGGACCACUGGCCUUUCGGAGACCUCGCCUGCCGCUUUGUACGCUUCCUCUUCUAUGCCAACCUACAUGGCAGCAUCCUGUUCCUCACUUGCAUUAGCUUCCAGCGCUACCUGGGCAUCUGCCAUCCUCUGGCUCCCUGGCACAAGCGUGGAGGUCGCCGUGCUGCUUGGGUGGUAUGUGGAGUCGUGUGGCUGGCUGUGACAGCCCAGUGCCUGCCCACAGCAGUCUUUGCAGCCACGGGAAUCCAGCGCAACCGCACUGUCUGCUACGACCUGAGCCCACCCAUCCUGUCUACCCGCUACCUGCCCUAUGGUAUGGCCCUCACGGUCAUCGGCUUCUUGCUGCCCUUCACAGCCUUACUGGCCUGCUACUGUCGCAUGGCCCGCCGCCUGUGUCGCCAGGAUGGUCCAGCAGGUCCUGUGGCCCAAGAGAGGCGCAGCAAAGCGGCCCGUAUGGCUGUGGUGGUGGCAGCUGUCUUUGCCAUCAGCUUCCUGCCUUUCCACAUCACCAAGACAGCCUACUUAGCUGUGCGCUCCACUCCCGGUGUCUCUUGCCCUGUACUGGAGACCUUCGCUGCUGCCUACAAAGGCACUCGACCCUUCGCCAGUGCCAACAGUGUUCUGGACCCCAUUCUCUUUUACUUCACACAGCAGAAGUUCCGGAGACAACCCCACGAUCUCCUACAGAAGCUCACAGCCAAGUGGCAGAGGCAGAGAGACUGAAGCCCCAAGGGGAGUCCCUGAGGCACUGGCUGCAAUGUGUUUGUCACUGGGGCCAUGGUGCCUGAAACUUUCUCCCAUCCCCAAACCAUACAGAGAAGCAAAACUUGGCUCAACACGCCUGGGCCUCCAGAAUUUCCACAUCAACCAUAAAACUAAGACACCUGUGUUUCAGGGACUGGUCAAUUCACGAUUGUUAUACCAGAACUCAGGAUUUUGUUACAGGAUAACAAGUUCCGGGCCAGCCUGGUCUACUCAGUGAAACCUGGUCUCAGACAAUCAAGGAUUGGGCUAUAGCUCAGGAUGUGCUAGGCCCUGGACCAGCACUGCAAGUUCCAACAAAGGUCUUCUCCCCCGACUUUUCUUGUGUUUACAAGGUGGAGGGGACCGCUGGUGCACAGUCACGAACGUGAGGGCAAGGUCCCUUCUGUAUAAGAAGCUGGGAAAACUCACACUUGAAUCCAUUUGCCAAGACUUUUGCAUAAGAGAGGAAUAAAUGUGGUUUUGUGGUUG